Messenger RNA from Amphimedon queenslandica, 3046 nucleotides. Its product is annotated as probable G-protein coupled receptor 157. The record is from RefSeq and is a predicted model, not a curated record. Gene Ontology annotation, molecular function: G protein-coupled receptor activity. Gene Ontology annotation, biological process: adenylate cyclase-activating G protein-coupled receptor signaling pathway; cell surface receptor signaling pathway. The transcript has 5 exons. Gene Ontology annotation, cellular component: plasma membrane. Bases 1628 to 2944 code for a protein of 438 amino acids. NCBI's taxonomy places the organism in Eukaryota, Metazoa, Porifera, Demospongiae, Haplosclerida, Niphatidae.
AAAUAAUAUACGGAAUUACAACAUCAUCAAGACACCAACAUGGCGAUUGAUUGCCCAAAGAAUUGCUGCGACAAGCUUGCUACUACCACUUCCUAUUAUUCAUCCUACGCUACUCUCCUCUCCUCACUUCUCUCUAUCUUUGGAAGCUGUCUGAUCAUUUUAACGUUCAUACUGUGGAGGGACGUGAGAAGAUCCACUGCAAGGAUAAUACUCUUCUUUCUCGCUCUUGCUGACCUUGGCACUGGACUGAGCUACCUAGUCUCUUCUGCUGGUUUUAUAGCUCACUACAAUCUCAUUAAGUCUUCCGGUCCUAAUGAUACUCAUCCUGGUUUCAAUUAUUCUAAAUUUUGCACCGUAACAAGUUUUUUUACUACAUUCUUUCCUGUCUCUUCCUUCUUUUGGACAGUCUACCUUGCAAUCUACUUCUUCAUAAUCCUAGUCAUGAAGAAACCAAGAUGGAGUCGCAAAUUGAUAAUCUUUUUCAACCUCACCGCUUGGCCGAUACCUUUCCUCAUAUGUAUCUUCACUGUCUCAUUCGGUAUACUUGGAGCAAGUACUGUUAACAACACCAUCGGCGAUCAUCGUAAUACUGCUGGCUGGUGUUUUGUGUCGAUAAAUGGUACAAAGGGCUAUCAUUAUAGUUAUGGAGUGUAUCUAGCCUGGGAGGCACUGUGUGCUAAAGGAUGGGAGUUGCUGUUCUUUUGUAUUGUCAUUAUCUCUUAUUCUACCAUUUACUGUGUACAUAGUAAUAUUGUGAGAAAAUUAUGGAAGAAGCUAAAGAAAUCUGAUGACUCAGAAGAGUCUCAAAUAUCCUCAAGUCCUACGUUUUCAUCUCGAAUUGAUUGGAAGUUGUUCGUUAUUCCGAUUGUUUUCAUAGCACUCAGAGCUCCUGGUACUUAUAGAUACUUCCUCUCAAUGUCUGAGGCUUGCGGGCCAGAUAAUAAUACAACUUUUACUGAUUCGAAUACCGGUUGUGGAGUGAAUGAAGAAUGCUUUAAGCUUGGUUAUAAUUACUACUUCAUAUAUAUACAGGCAAUUUUUGGUCCACUCCAAGGCUUUGGAAAUGCUAUACUCUUUGUUUUCUUAUCUAAAGUAAUAAUGAGGCGACUUCAAGUCCUAAUAUGCAGCUGCUGCGGUUAUAGAAACUUGAGAUCGAGAGAGCCAAUGAACAGUACAGUAUUUAGCAAUAAUGCUGAACCACCAAGCAGUGGCAAGAGUACACCACAGAAUAUAACUAAGGAGCAUCACCACUUCUAUGUAAAAUACAGUCCUAAUACAGGAAAGAAAAGUAAUGCAGCGUCACCUACAGCACGGUGGGAGGAUAGUAUGGAUGAGAGUGGAUCUGAGAGCAUCAACAGUGCAAUGUCAGCUAAGAUACUCUACGGAUCAACUGUUGUUACCAGUUAAGGAACACAAUUCCAUGUAUUUUUUGUGUGAAUUUUUUUGUUUUUUUGAAUGCAUGAUGCAUGCAUUGAUUGAGUGUACUUCCCCAUAUCCUUAUGCACUUUAAAAUUUGUGUGGACUUUGAUUGAAAGAAUUUUAUUUUUGUCUAGUAGAUUAGAUUCAUAGCUAUGUGAAAGGGGGGCGUCUCUCACACCAUCUCCCAUGCUUCUCCCUUCGUUCCAAAAUGACAAACUGCACUAUUGAGUUCGUCUCUUCCUUUCUGACUCUGGCCUCUUCUUCCCUCUCCAUCUUUGGAAGCUGUCUCAUCAUUCUAACGUUCAUACUAUGGAAGGACGUCCGGAGCUCCACAGCAAGGAUAAUUGUGUUUUUUCUCGCCAUUGCUGACCUUGGCACAGGGCUGAGCUUCUUUGUCUCGUCCGCCGGCUACAUCUCCUAUUACUCAGAGGACGACCUUCUUAUUAACUCUUCAUACAAUAGUUUCUGCUCGAUCAUGAGCUAUUUUACAACUUUCUUUCCCGUCUCCUCUUUCUUUUGGACGGCCUACCUGGCCCUCUACUUUGUCAUUGCACUGGUUUUCAAGAAGCCAAGAUGGAGUGGGAAAUUAAUAAUUUUGUUCAAUCUGACAGCUUGGAGCAUCCCUUUUGCUAUAUGCACGACUGCUAUUGCAUUCGGUGUCCUGGGGAACUCAGAUUCCCGCACUUCAGGAGGAUGGUGCUUUGUGACUUUUCAUGGUGCUGGAAGAUUCAAUAAUUACUCAUAUGGAACUUACCUAUGGCUUGAAGCUGUUUGUGGGAAAGGCUGGGAGCUCUUGUUUUAUGUUGUCGUUGUUUUCUGUUAUUCAACAAUUUAUUGGGUCAAUAGAAAACUCUGCUGUAAAAGCAGUAAUGCAAAUAAAAUACAGAGUGCCUAUCCACCUCUCAUAGAGAAGGAGAGUGAUAGCUAUAUCAGAGUCUCGCAGAGGGCAUCAAGUCAAGCUGCUCUUUCUCAAGCAAUAUCAAAGAAACUAUUCAUUAUUCCAGUAGUCUUUGUAUUUCUGAGGGCACCUGGCACUUACAGAUACUUUCUAUCAAUGGACCCGUACCAUUGCCGUGACAGCGAUGAUGACUAUGAUAAUUUCACUAGCAACUAUUGCGGUGUAACAGAAAAAUGCUUUAGAUUCGGUGGGAACUACUAUAUACUACCAUUGCAGGCCUUUUGCGAUCCACUUCAAGGCUUUGGAAAUGCUGUCCUAUUCGUUUUCUUUUCUCGUGUUAUCAUGAGACGUUUGUCCUAUUCUAUACACAAGAAGUUUCACUUGAUCAAAUACCAUUGUACACGAUUCUGCAAUGGAGAAGAAGCCACAGAUGAUGCUCCUACUGCAAGUCUGAAGACAAAGAAUAGUCCAGCAAUUGUUAGAGCUCAAGUUCAACAAAGUUCUGAAUAUGAUACUCAGCUUGAUGAUGAUGAGUAUCAUACUAGUCUGGGUUCUGUGUCUCCUCACAUGCAGUAUGGAUCUGUCGUGUCUGAUAAUGACACCAUAACAAACUCCAUAAAUCAAUAAAAUAAUAAUGACAAGAGUAAAAAUGAUGCUAUAUUUUUAAUAAAAAGUUUUUUCCUGUAUUGUUGUGUAGUACGAAAGGAUUGCUUAGCUCAAAAGUCAAAA